Molecule: messenger RNA, 2619 nt
Organism: Linum trigynum
Lineage: Eukaryota; Viridiplantae; Streptophyta; Magnoliopsida; Malpighiales; Linaceae
Source: the annotation of a GenBank genome assembly
GUACGUGGAGCCGUGGAGGUCUCGUUGUGUGUCUCAAAGCUUCCUCAGGACGUUUUUCACAAAAAAAAAAAAAAAAAAACUUCCUCUGGACGUUCCAAGUUACUUGCUCGAAACGGCGGCCUCCCGCUCGCGCAACAGUCCUGGAGUUCCCACUUUUAAAAUCUCUCCACCUCCGCAGCACAAGGCCAAAUUCAAUUCUCCAAGAACUCAUCCCACCUCACUCACUCACUCCCACUGAUUUCCAACUCGAACGCGGUCAUGGCGAACAAGCUUAAAGUCGACGAGCUUCGGGCCGAACUCCUCAAGCGCGGGCUCAGUCCCGCCGGCACGAAACCCUUGCUGGCGCGGAGGCUUGAAUCAGCCUUGGAACAAGAGAGCCAGCAAUCAGGGAAUUCGGCCGCAGUUCGCAGUGAAGGAAAACGAACGAGGGUAUCCGGCGACGAGGAUUGUGAUGGACCUGCGAAAAUCCAAGCCAUCGAGAAGUUCCGGCAGAUGAAUGUCAAGCAAUUGCGCGAUGAAGCGAAGCUCCGUGGCUUGUCCACGGAGGGUACUAAGAAAGAACUUCUGGAGAGGCUUUCGGAAGGUUUAGCAGACGGGAGCGAUCCUGUGGAUGCUCUUGAAGGUAGAGAAGAAGUGAUUGGCCAGGAGAAAAUUGUGACUGCAACUAAGAAAGGGGCUGCCGUACUCGAUGAGUAUCUCCCGGAUCAGAUCAAGUCACACUUUCACGUUCUCCAAUUGGGUGAUGACGUAUAUGAUGCCACAUUGAAUCAGACAAAUGUUGGGAAUAACAACAACAAGUUUUACGUCAUUCAACUCUUAGAGUCUGAUGAUGGUGGAAGAUACAUGGUAUAUAAUAGAUGGGGCAGAGUUGGGAUUAAAGGUCAAGAUAAAGUAUUUGGGCCCUACACUUCACGAGAGUCUGCCAUUGAUGAGUUUGAACAGAAGUUUUAUGCCAAGACGAAUAACUAUUGGUCUGACCGAAAAGAUUUCCAAUGCCAUCCGAAGUGCUAUACCUGGCUGGAGAUGGAUUACGGGAAACAAGAUAAAGAAGCAGUAGUUAUGGCAACUUCUGCUGGAAAACAGCCUCAGGAAACACGGCUUGACCUACGCAUUGCUAAGUUUAUCUCGCUCAUCUGCAACACUAGCAUGAUGGCACAGCAGAUGAUGGAAAUAGGAUACAAUGCUAAUAAAUUGCCUCUUGGUAAGCUAAGCAAGACAACAAUAUUGAAGGGCUAUGAAGUCUUAAAAAGAAUUGCAGACGUAAUUGUUACAGCUGACAGGUCUACACUGGAGCAAUUAAGCGGGGAAUUUUACACCGUUAUUCCUCAUGAUUUUGGAUUCAAAAAAAUGCGUGAGUUUGUUAUUGAUAAUCCUCAGAAGUUAAAGCGGAAGCUGGAGAUGGUUGAAGCAUUGGGCGAAAUUGAGGUUGCAACUAAGUUGUUGCAGGGUCAAACAGGGAUGGAGGACGAUCCCUUGUAUUCUUGCUACCAGCGUCUGCACUGUGAAUUGACACCUAUCGAAGUUGAUUCCAAGGAGUUCUCUUUGGUCGCAACUUAUAUGAGUAAUACUCAUGCAAAAACACAUUCGCAGUACACAGUUGACAUUGUUCAGAUACUCAAGGUCUCACGAGAGGGUGAUGCAGAGCGUUUCAGAAAGUUCUCCAGCAUGGAAAACAGGAUGCUAUUGUGGCAUGGUUCCCGCCUUACGAACUGGACUGGCAUCCUAUCUCAAGGCUUGCGUAUUGCUCCUCCUGAAGCUCCUGUAACGGGUUAUAUGUUUGGCAAGGGUGUCUAUUUUGCUGAUAUGUUCUCCAAAAGCGCAAAUUAUUGCUACGCAAGUCGCGCAGCUUCAUCUGGUGUCCUACUUCUAUGUGAGGUUGCACUGGGUGAUAUGGUCGAGCUUUCAAAUGCCAAGUAUGAUGCUGAUAAGUUGCCUCCUGGAAAGCUAAGCACGAAGGGUGUGGGUGAAACAGCGCCAGAUCUCUCAGAAGCAAGGGCACUCGAAGAUGGUGUAGUCGUCCCCCUUGGAAAACCGAAAAAGCAAGAAGGGCGAAAGGGUUCUCUCAUGUACAAUGAGUACAUAGUCUACAACGUGGAUCAAAUCAAGAUGCGAUACGUUGUCCAAGUCGAGUUCAAAUACAAGCGCUGAGCAACUUCACUCGACCCGUGAAUGUGAUCUGUAAAGUUUGUAGGUGAGAGAGAUCUCGUCGAGAUACACGAAUGCUAUGCUACCAGCACGGAUUUGGACGGCGAAUGAAUGGAGCAUGAGGGGCUUCAAAUUUUGUGUCCUAAUCCUUGAUCUUGUGUAUAUCAUUGGAUAGUCGUGUAUGUGGUUAAAAGCUGAGAUAUUUUACCAGGAAAAAAAAAUGCAGAAGAAGCUGAGAUAUCCUUAUUGGAUAAUAUAUAAGCUAUCACUAUGUCUGUAAGAAAGUCUGUUAGGAUUUCAGAGCCACAGCGCUACGGAGCUCGAGGGAUUUCGCAUAAUUCAAACUGUUUUAAGACAGAAAUAUCCAAAUUAAACACCUUAAUUCAUAAAUCAUAUAAAUCACAAUAUUACCACUGGUACAGUGGUACUUGUUCAGACACAAAAUUAUUCGAUUAAUAAAUAUAAUCUAAGUCU